AUAAUGGUCCAGCCGGCAGCAUCAGGAGCAUCCUCUCCAGCGAGGCCCAAUGGUCUCCAGACAGUAAAAGAGGGUGAUUCAGCAGGCCACCUUCCCUUCCUCCCUUCCUUGCAGCCAUCCCUCCUACUCCUUCCUCCUCCUCUUCUCCUUCUCCAUCCCCUUUUCUUUUGUGCGCUUGCCUGAGAUUACGCACGAGCCGCUUGGGGUCCAUUGCUUCGUCUGCCAGUGCCUAUACCUUCAAAAGGGAGGAAGCUUGGGCACCCAAUCCUUACCCACAAACACACACAUCCCCAGUCUCCCUCUCUCCCUAUACAUCCCCUCUCUAAACCCCUCCCUCUCCUUUCCAUCCCCAAGCGACCCAUUUCCCUGCACCCCCAAUAAAGGAUGGGGCGCUUUCCAAAGACCCCCUGACGUUUGCCAUAAAGGAAGGAAGGCGAAACCAAGACACCCGGCAAGAGGCGGGUCUGGAGCGCAGGGGGGAAAAUAAAGGCACGGAAGGGUGUGAAACUGGGGAUCCAGACCCUCGCUGUGCUGCCUCUUCUCUGAGCUCCAGAUGAAGCGGAGGCUUUGCAGACAAGAAAACCUAAGGAGGGAGAGCAGCAGGAGGAGCUGGCGUUUAGCUGCAGAGCUUCAAGUCUUCCCACCCAUAGGAGGCCAAGCACCAGCGUUUUAAAGGUCUCAAUCUCCCUUUCCUGCCUUUAGACACAAAGGUAUUUAUGAGCCGCCAUUUCUUAUACUACUGCGGUGAACCUACCCUGGAUGUGAAGAUUGCCUUUUGUCAGGGAUUCGGGAAACAAGUGGAUGUGUCAUAUAUUGCCAAAUAUUACAACAUGAGUAAAAGCAAAGUUGACAACCAGUUCUACAGUGUGGAAGUGGGUGACUCGACCUUCACAGUUCUCAAGCGCUACCAGAACUUAAAACCGAUUGGCUCUGGAGCUCAGGGAAUAGUUUGUGCUGCAUAUGAUGCUGUUCUCGACAGGAAUGUGGCCAUCAAGAAGCUCAGCAGGCCGUUUCAAAACCAGACACACGCUAAGCGAGCUUACCGAGAACUAGUCCUCAUGAAAUGUGUGAAUCACAAAAACAUUAUCAGUUUAUUAAAUGUCUUCACACCACAGAAAUCUCUGGAGGAGUUCCAGGAUGUUUAUUUAGUAAUGGAACUGAUGGAUGCCAACUUGUGCCAGGUAAUUCAAAUGGAACUAGACCAUGAACGGAUGUCUUACCUGCUCUACCAAAUGCUUUGUGGCAUCAAACAUCUUCAUUCUGCAGGAAUUAUUCACAGGGAUUUAAAACCAAGUAAUAUUGUGGUAAAAUCAGACUGUACGUUGAAGAUCCUAGAUUUUGGACUGGCCAGAACUGCAGGCACUAGCUUCAUGAUGACUCCCUAUGUGGUCACACGGUAUUACAGAGCACCAGAGGUCAUCUUGGGAAUGGGCUACAAGGAGAACGUGGAUAUAUGGUCAGUAGGAUGCAUUAUGGGAGAAAUGGUGCGCCACAAAAUCCUCUUUCCAGGAAGGGAUUAUAUUGAUCAGUGGAAUAAGGUAAUUGAACAGCUGGGAACCCCUUGCCCGGAAUUCAUGAAGAAACUGCAACCAACAGUGCGGAACUAUGUGGAAAACAGACCUAAAUAUGCCGGCCUCACCUUCCCCAAACUAUUCCCAGAUUCUCUCUUUCCCGCCGAUUCAGAACACAACAAACUCAAAGCUAGCCAAGCCAGGGACCUUUUGUCAAAGAUGCUAGUGAUUGACCCAGCCAAACGGAUAUCAGUGGAUGAAGCCUUACAGCAUCCGUACAUUAAUGUCUGGUAUGACCCGGCAGAAGUGGAGGCACCACCUCCACAGAUAUAUGAUAAGCAGCUGGAUGAAAGAGAACACACAAUCGAAGAGUGGAAAGAAUUAAUCUACAAGGAAGUCAUGAACUCUGAAGAAAAGACUAAAAAUGGUGUAGUAAAAGGACAGCCUUCUCCCUCAGGUGCAGCAGUGAACAGCAGCGAAAGCCUCCCUCCAUCCUCAUCCGUCAAUGACAUUUCCUCCAUGUCCACAGACCAGACCUUGGCAUCGGACACUGACAGCAGUUUGGAAGCUUCUGCAGGACCCCUCGGUUGUUGCAGGUGACUAGCCGCCUGCCUGCGAAACCCGACGUUCUUCAGAAGAUAAUGUAAUUUAGUGGGGGGGAAAUCAUUGUGGUUAUAAAAGCAUUCAAUGAUGGCAAGGAAGAGUUACAAUUUAGAACACAAAGAGAAAAUUUUAAACAAACACAAACACACACGUAACAAUUAAACAAGAGAAAACCCUUUCAGCCUGCCUUCUCCUAAAAGAGUUAUGUAAAUGCAGCUAAGCUCAAAUGUAUAUUUAACUUAUAGUUGCUCUGCUUUGGUCUUCUUCCAACGAUGCUUACUGCAAAAUGAAAAAAGAAAAAAAAAGAGAAAAAAGAGGAAAAUGUGUAAAAGAAGCCUUUUUUCAUACAAAUGCAAAUUUUAAUGGCUGCAAAACCAGCAACUUGCAACUGUCCUUUUUCACGUUGGCAUGACAAGGUGGGCAGUCCCCCUCCCUUUAUUUGUAUACAUGUGUGCCUAUCUAACCACUCUCUGUUUCUGUGUUGGGCAAUUGAACAGAGAAAUGCACAUGUAUCUCAGUGUACAAAUGUGCAGAUCUGCAUUACAUGAAGCUAUGUAUGCACUUCUGUUUGUACAUAUAUCUAAACAUCAGGCAUGUACACAACAGACUGCAAUGAAGAACUAAACUUCCCGGGUUUCUUUUUCUUUUAUGUGCAGAUUUCAUUUGUGAUAUAACUUGGAAGUGUACACUCUAUUUUCUUGGUCCAUGGGUUGUUUCACGUUAGUUUAGCUCUUCAGUCCUGCAGCCUCACUGAACUCAAUUGGACUUAACUUCUGAGCAGAUAGGUAAACAGAUUCAAAUUGAAACGUUCAGAAUCUUGAAUCUUAUAUUUUUAGUAGUAGUCUGCUGGAAGGAAGAUUAUAGACAAGGGCUAAGUCAGAGUUCUCUAAGUGGGAUGCAUUCCGAUUUGUUUUCUUAGAAUGAGCUGAAACAGAAAAGUAUAAUGAUCUGCCAGAACUAUCAGGAGGAAAGCCUGUUGGCAACAUGGUUUGUUUGUGGGUCUCUUGGUUGACCAGUGAGGGAAAUGUGAUGUUGUCAAGAGGAACAUUUGGUCUAAUCCAACAAGAACCAGCUGAUAUUCCUAGAUCAGGGGAAAUUUGUGUAGAUGUGUUUCUUAACUGCUUGAGGGUAACUCCAUGUUGUUAUUAUAUAAAGGCCUUCAGAAAUUGACCAUAAAUAUGAACUGGCAUUGACAAAUUCAAUAAGCCAUUCCUGCAGGUAACCUAUCAUUCCUACUUAAAGUUGGGCCAUGCUGACAAGGCAAUUUUGAGAGCCUAAAUGAAAGACAGACCUUGCAAAUGCUCCUUCUUUUUCCUCUGUUCUGAAGGUAUACUGGUCUCCUUCCAUCCUUCUAGAGCUUAUGGCUAUGAGAUGGACAUGAAGGACUACCAACCACUUGGAUCAAUGUAAUGAGGAUAGUAUAAUAGCACAGAAAGGGUAUAAGACAAACGGAUUUCUUUUCCCAGAGUUGAAUAACUUCUUUAGUUCAAAUAAAGGACUACUAGAUAUCUUGGCUAAAAGUUUUUAAAGAAAGAGAGGUACAAAAUAUUUCACAGUGGUUUAAGUUAUUUGUUGGCAAAUAAUAUUCUCAUUAUAACAAUCGUUCUGUGAUUAUUGAGUGUUACUGUUUCAGCACAAGGUGAGGAAGUCAAAUUAAACAAGGUAUUGCAGGUUGAGUAUCUCUUAUCUGAAAUGCUUGGGGCCCAAAGUGUUUUGGACUUCAGAUUUUUUUUGGAAUUCCUGUUAUUUCAUACAUGAACAUAAUGAGAUAUUGUGGAGAUGGAACCUAAAUCUAAACCUGAAAUUCAUGUAUGUUUCAAUAUCUUAUAUAUCUAGCCUGAAGGAAAUUUCACACACAUUAUUUUAAACAAUCUUUUGCAUGAAACAAUGCUAAGGUACAUUGAAUCGCCAGAAAAAAGUAACUAUCUCAACCACCCAUUCAGAUUUUUGGAGUAGUUUGGAUUUCAGAAUUCCACAUAAAGGAUACUCAAUAUGUAUCAACCGUAGAUGCCAUGCAUAUCUGUCUAGCGUAGCAAACAAUGAAGGGCUAGAAUACCACCCGUGAAGGUACUUGAGGCUGUGAUUGGCGUUUCAAAAUAACUGUUUGAAACAAUUAUUUUCUUUGUGAAGAUCAAUGAGUGUAUAGCUGCUUUUGCUUUCACAGUUGUCCUCAAUUGCACCUCUUCAUUGGGUCAAAUAAUCUGAAGUUUUCAGGUUUCAGAACUAUAGCAACAGGGGUUCUGCAUGUGUAGAGCAAACCAGCAUUAGUGUAUACAGAAUCAACUGAUUCUUCAACAGCAUUGAUACAUUUAGCAUGCAGUGUGAUAUGACUUCAUUUCUUUAGGCACCAGAAAAGGUUAACAUUGGAUAGCCCCAUUGUGACAGGCACUGGUAUGUAUUUCAAACCAUUCAAAGAAAAUCCAUUUCAGCUGAGGUCACUGGCAGUAGUAGCAAGUGUGUUUGGGAGUAAGAAGGAAGAACAUAAGCCAUUUAUCUCUGUUACUGCACUCUUUAGAGACACUUUUUCCUACUAGUACUCUGCUGGGCCUGUGGUAUGUUGGACACAUUGUACCAAAUCUAGCCAUUCUUGAUGCACUAAGUAGUCCAUUACCACACAUACAUCUAAGAGCAUGGGUGGAUUGUAUGCUAAUUUUAAAAAAAUUAGGAAUUUCAUGAACUUCCCAAAACUGAAUUAUUUUCCUGGAGUCUAAUACCAUACUCAAAUGGUAGGCAAUGUUAAAAUAAUUUCUUUGGUUAAACAAGACUCCUCUUUUUUUCCAAAACUAUUAUAAAGACUUUCUUAUUUUCUUUUGCCAUUCAUAACAUGACUGAAUUUUGUGGACUUUAACUGGUUUAUACAUAAUAUAAUAUUCAAGUGCUAACAAUAUUCCAAGAAAGUCAUCAAAUACACACACACUAUAUAAAAUAUGCUUAAACCUAUUUUCCAUUAUGUACUGGUCUAAACUAUAUGUAAUUCCUUAGUGAAGGGUAGCCAUUCAUAAAUCUUGAAAUGAUUUCUGAUCAUGCAACUUUAACUUCAUUUGCUAAAUAAGGAGAUAGGUAGGUUGAUUUUUCUUCUUAAAAAAUCAGAACCUUUUUGUUAUAGCCGUUUAUAGCCGUAUGUAUAAAAGCAAUAAGCAGUAUUGUUAUUACUGGGAAAAUAAGAUAAAAAUAGCAAUAUAGGAGGUGAUUGACACUGCUUUUUCAAAUGGUCGAUUUACAUGAACUGCAUGCAACAUCAAUUGAAAUGGAAGCCACAAAGCAAUGGUGCUUGAGAUAUUGCCCUGUAUUCUUUCCAAAAGCCAUGAAAUGACAUUACCUGCAUGUGGCAUUGCAAUCUUAACACAACCCAGUGAAAUCCCAGCAUACUAGAAAUGACAGUACUUAGAAAGGAUGCAGUAGUGCAAUGGGGAGGCCACAAAGGCAAUAAGCAAGAAAUGAUUUCCUAAGCAAUAAUGGCAUCUGUAUAUUUUAGCUGUGUAUAUCCCUGUCCAAUAUCAGGGGCAAUUAAAAAACCUCUUCCAACUAUCCACCAUUUUGGUGCUGAUAUCACAGUUGACUGGGAGCCACUUGGAAUGGAACAUCGUCAAAAGAUGUAUCCGUUAAUUCCCAUCAGAAGUUAUAAUCAUAAUAUUCUAAUCAUCCAGGUUUGCGCAAGAUAGCCAAUUACUCAGGACAAUGAAAUGCCAAGCAGCCUUUGAAGAGUUUUUGAAAUCUCUCUCCAGAAUGGGUAACUAGGCAACAGAAUGGCGGGUGAGAGUCAACCUAAGUUGAAAAUGAUGUAUGUUGGAUUUAGACAAAAACAAAUACAGGACCAUCUGCAUCCAUCCAGCAAAGGUACUCUUGUGAACAUCAGAGGACACUCCCUCUACUAGAGCAGUGAAAAGGGCAAUUGGCAUUAUUAGGAAAGGGAUCAGCAACAAAGUAGCCUUUAUUAUCAAGCUGAUAUAUAAAUCUGCCCUCAUUAUGCGGCCGGACACCACGCACACUUUGGAAAACAAGGAUAUAAUCAAAAUUGAGAAAGAGUUGGAAGGAUUAGAGGAAGGAUUAGAAUAGGGUUAGAGGGCUGACCUUUUCUUGUCUUUUGAAAUGCUGUGGCAAAUGUUCAGCAGCUUAACUUUGAAAGAGAAAGAUAAUUAGUGUGGGUUUUUAGAGGUGUGUAAAGCCAUUAAUAUUUCUGAGAAAGUGAGUAAAAGAACAUUAGUGUUGAAGACCAUCCAGUAAAAGCAAUUAGCAACUGAUUUCAAGCAAGAGAAGGUGGAAGUAUUUCAGCACACAAUGUUCAUUAGCAUGGAAAUGAUUGCUACAGGGUGGCUUUUGAAAGGUCUUAAAGACAAUUCAUGAAGAUAGUCCAUAAAUGGCUAUCCAUUUCAUUCUGCCUUACAUAGGACAGAAAAUUGGGGCAAAAGGCAAUGGCCAUUAUGUGAAGAGAGCCAAAAGCUACGUAGUCUCAUAAAUAUGUGUGCCUGCAUAAUGAAAGUAUGCCUUUAAAAACUGAAAUAUAUCACUUUGCUCCAACUCAAGUUAUAGGUGAUUUGUUCCACAUGACAACAGGUGGCCCUAGUUCUGAAUUUUUUUCAUAAAUCACAUUGAAAGACUUACCCAAAUGGUUUGAUGGCUUACUAAAAAUAUUUUAAAAAUAAAACUUUGUGUUGCAGUCAGGAUUUAUCUAUCUGCCUUGGCAAAGUUGCCUAAUAUCACAUCAGUAUUUAAUUGCUGUUUCAUUAUACUUCUGUUUUGCUACCUUCCUGACUGAAACAAAGUUGCAUAUUAAACGACUAACAAACAUUUUGUCCUCUAUUCUGACUUCAUAGUAAGCUAAUGCGGUUUUCUACCAGGGCAGUCUUAUAAACAAGACACCUACAUGUGUCUCAUUUAAUGAUGGAUGGAUGACAUGUAACUUGACAUAUGUGCAAGUGAAAAAAGCUUGGUGUUCUUUGUAGAUCAGAAGUCACCACUAGGGCAGAAAACAUUGUUGCGAUGUGGUGGCUAAUGCAGUCUCAAGUUGCCUUAGCAGCAGAAGUCCAAUGUCAGGAUCUAGAAAAAUAAUGAUAUCAUAUUUCUCAAGCUCACAGAAUAGUAUAGUAUAUAAAGGAUAUUGACAGACUAAAAUGUGUCCAGAGGAUGAAGAUGGUGAGAGUAGGAGAGAUCAAGUCCUAUGAAGAAAUUGUGCCAUUUCCCUUGGAGAUGAUUAAGGCAAUCUUUGAAGAGCUAUCAGAUAAUGGAGCAAAGUUAUUUUCUUUUUGCUUUGCAGCAGGGGUAGGCAACCUGAGGCUCUUCAGAUGUUGAACUGCAGCUUCCAUCAACGUUCACCAUUGGUUAUUCUGAAAAGACCCAACAAGGGGUUCAGAGCAACAAUAUCUGCAUGGCCUUGCUCAUUUCUGCUCCAGAUGGCAUGAACCAAUAGGUUUAAAUUAUAAGAAAAAGGACUUAGGAUAAAUAUUAAAAACUUCCUGUUAGUACAAGUUGUUGGGCAAAGAAAUGUGUUGCCUACAAAAAUGACGGACUCUAAUAAAAAAUAAAAAAUGAAUUUUCCAUUUAAAACGUGACAGCCCUCAUUAGCACUAAAGUUUCUUAUGACACUGACAUGCUAACCACAAGUGGAAAUAUUAAGGUUAUAUAUGAAAAGUAUAAAAGCAGUAUAAAAUGGCUGCUGUGACAUACAUUUUCUACAUUUCAGUUUCACAUGAUAAGCCAAGAUCUGUUUCUGCAAAGAAAUGGCAACCCUGGAUGGUAACCUGAACCUUGCUGCAAUUGUUCAUCCAAAUGGGGAUUACUCCCAGAAGACAGGGCAAGCAUAACAAAUGGGGUGCGAUGAGUGUCACAAUAGCAACAUAGAACAUUCUGGAGACAGGCAACACAUCCAACUCCAAAUAAAUAUUUUUAGGCUUACAAACAUUAUUUUUCAAAAUGUUACUAAGUAUUCUCAGGGCCUUUAACUUUUCCCUCAGUAGAUACCUCCAAAUUCGCCUUCAGUUUUGUCUGAGAUGGAAUUUUAUGACUACUUAUGGUUAUGCAGCUCCACUCUUUCUUUGAUGUAGAUUAUAUUAACAUUCUGUAAAUGUCAGAUGUUAGAAUCAGAUUUUUUGAGCAUGAACGAGUUCACGGAAGUGACUUCCCCAUCCUCUCCUUUUACAGUGGCCUCAUAAUCCCUUUAAACUGUUAUACAUAAGGCCAAGAGACCGUGCUGGAUGGAGUGAGCUGUGGGUAUAGGGACUUUCUGCUAAGAGAAGAGAAGUCCUGGAUCCAGCCCAAUAAGUCUGUAGCUACUCUGCUCAAAGAGCCAUUACUCUGAUAUGGCUUCCAGACAGCAUCUUUUGUAUUAUCCUGGACAAUCCAGAUCCAACAGUGGACUGUUUGUAGACAUGCAAAAGGAUCUUGAGAUUAACUGAGAGAAAACUUUCAAAAUGGCCAUGUUAGUUCAAAAUUUCAAUAUGUAAAAGGAUCUUUAAUCACUUUAAAGACUGUGAGAAUUAAGCUGAUACCAUAAACUUCCAUAGUCCAAGUCUAAGUCUUCAGGUGCACAUACUGAAAUGCCUACAGAUAGACCUUUGUAGGCACACUGUGUGUGUGAAUACCCUUAGUAAUGCAAGACAUGUUGAUAUGGUGAUGAGGUGAUAAAUGCAAGUAUGGUCAUUUGUGGGCAUAGACAGGAGGGACUAUGUUGCCUAAAGCCUAGAGCCAUAUGAAUGCCAGAGAGAGUUAUUGAAAUGCAGUGUGAUACCAGAAAGGAGAUGUGAUAAACUGGUGACAGCUCUCCUGAGGCUGCAGUGUUGUAAUAGUGCCAAGAAAUCAUUGUUUAGUCCACUGUUGAUCGACUGGAAAUUGUGGAUGUAUUCCAAUUCUGCUGUUUCUCUUUCCAAUCUUCCUUUGUAGUUUUUUUGUUCAAGGACAGCUGUUCUGAGGUCGGAGGUGGAAGGUCUAGGAAUCCUUUGACAUACUGAGAUAAAGAAGUUGGCAGCAUAAGCUCUCAUGGACUUUGACUUCAUCAAAUGAUACUGUUCCAGAUUAACAUGUCUAUCUCUUUGAAUUCUGAUAGUAUACAUGUUCACCUCACCAUUUUCUUUUGGCCAACUCAGUGCAGUUCAGGAUACAAUUGCCCCAGAAUGAUUUGUAACAGCUACCGUAACUUUUUUUCUUUUGUUCUGAGGUUUGCCAGAUUGAAUUGGGAAUAACAAAGAAAAGCCCACACUGAUAGAGCUACCAGCAGAUUAUAAGUAAUUCACUGGACAUUGUCACCACUACCAUUGCCAUCAUUUUAUUUUAAGUGAUUUGACUUGGUGGACUCAGUGAAAGCUACAUAUUUUUCAUAGCAUUUGUUUUGAUCUCCUCAGGGCCUAUCACAUUUUUAGUUACUAUAAAAGGUAAAGGUUUCCCCUGAUGUUAAGUCCAGUCAUGUCUGACUCUGGGGGUUGGUGCUCAUCUCCAUUUCUAAGCUGAAGAGCCGGCGUUGUCCGUAGACACCUCCUACGUCAUGUGGCUGGCAUGACUGCAUGGAGCGCUGUUACCUUCCUGCCGGAGCGGUACCUAUUGAUCUACUCACAUUGGCAUAUUUUCGAACUGCUAGGUUGGCAGAAGCUGGAGCUAACAGUGGCCGCUCACGCCGCUCCCGGGGUUUGAACCUGGGACCUUUCGGUCUGCAAGUUCAGCAGCUCAGUGCUUUAACACACUUUGCCACCGGGGCUCCAUUUUAGUUACUAUAUAAUUGAUAAAAAUCUACUAUACAUAAAUUCCACUGGUGUCUGAAAUAUAUUUACAAUGCUCAGGUAGCCUGUUAAUCAGGUAUGGUAAGCACAUGUUUGCUAAGCCUCUAAAUCUAGGAUAUCUCUGCUAAAUAACUUAAUAGGUCGAUCUUGUUAAGGGAGAACAGGACAGGGCAAUAUGUGGCAAUAUGUUCUGACUUGCACCAUUGUUCCUUAUUCAUAUGCUGGUGAUUCCACCUUUAAGGCUGUUGUGAAAUGGUUGUAUCCUGACUGUGGUUAUGUAACUUGAGUAAUGCUGGCAUAAUAACCAUGGAAAUGGUAGUCCUUUCAGGCAUUGCAUCCAUAUGCAUCUAGCACAAUUGGAUGCCAGGGUUGGGGGUGGGGGGGCAGGGAGUUCUAUUGCUUAUUCCACAGUAGGAACAUGAAUUGGCAUGUUCCAUAUUCUGCAAUACUUUCUAGAGUGGUGCAACCCAGUGUAGCAGUGGAAUAGCACAAUCACAGCACAUCAAUGCUGAUGUAACUUAAUGCUACACAACUAUAUUACUAUAUCUUGACCUCUUAGUGAAUUACCAAAAACCACCCAAAAGCAGUUUUCCCUUAAAUGUAAAGCCAUUAUUGCAAACUAUCUGGAUUUUGUUUCAGAACUCAGGACAUUUAUUGUUUUGGGCUGCAAUUUAUAGGACCCCCCAGCCAGCUCUGGUUUAGAUCUGCUCUACAAUUGUAUAAGGCACCAAGUCUCUGCUUGUAGAGGGGAAGGCAAUUGUAUCUUUGGCUCCUGAAUAUUGUGUUCAGGUAGCCUGUGUGGGAACAGAGAUACUAUAAAAAUGUCUUUUGGGUAUAUGUCUCAUACAUACCAGGUGAGAUCUGCCAUGUGUCACCUCAAACUACAGUUAGAUUCGCAUAAUUAAAUGCUUCACUUUACAGAAAUAUAAUAGCAAAACAUGCAUAUAGAAAGCUACUUCUUAGAAAAUUAAUAUAAUAGUAACAAUUUCAUAUAACGAUCAGGGAGAUGUAUGUUCAGUGGGGCUUAAUCCCUGGGUUUUUUUUAUCUUGUCAGAAGCGACUUAAGGCAAGUCACUUCUGCUGUGAGAGAAUUGGCAGUCUACAGAGACGUUGCCCAGGGGACACCCGGUUGUGUUACCAUCCUGCUGGGAGGCUUCUCUCAUGUCCCCGCAACCUAAAGCUGACAGAUGGGAGCUCAACCCAUCUCAUGGAUUUGAACUGGCAACCUUCAGGUCAGCAACCCAACCCUCAGGCCAGCAGUUCAGCUGGGACGAAGGUUUAAAAUUGAAAUCUCUGGUAUGUUUAUGUAAGAUUGCAUCCUAAAUUAGAAUUUAACUCAUUAAGUGGAAGAUCAGUGAAUGAAAAUGAGGUUGAGCAUAGAAUUGCAGAAUCCCCAGUGGCAAUGCUGGCCAAGAGUUAUUGCAAUAGUAUUCUCCGAAAAUCAGAUUUCCAAGUUUUGAAAAGACACAAUGAAAGACAAUAUUUAUCAUGUGCACAGAAAGGGAUGUUGAUUUUUUUUUAGUAAUCAUACAUCAUCUAACAUUCAGUCUUAUCCCCCAGUUUCACUAAAAUGGUAUAGAAGCUCUGCAGUCUGUAAUAUCUGACUUUGUGGUUAUAUAUCAUGUAGACAGGGAUGGAGACCAAGGGCAUCAAGAGUAAUGUUUUUAUAUAGAUAGUUUGGGAAAACAUACUGGCUUGCUUUUAAAAACUGAUUCUUUGUACCUUAGUGUUGUUUCAAAGCCCUUAAUUUUAUUAGAUCUGAGCAAAUGUUUAGUGAUUUUGUGCUCUUCUAAAUUCAAUCUGAAUUUUCUUUUUUACACAAGAAAUUGUAGAACCUGGAAGAGAACUGAAUGUGCUCACACCCACAUGUUGUUAAGAUUCCCAUAAUGUCUAAUAAUUUGUUUGAGGGAAUUGUGAUGGAAAUGUAAGAGUAUAAGGAAGAAGAUGGGGGAGAACUUGAAAGGGAGCAAAGAUAUAACUAAACUACAGGAAAUUUCAUUGAGGGAUAGAAUUCUUAUGAUGUGGUCCAUGUCUCCAUCUCUGGGUAGGGGGUGGGAUGGAAAGAGCAUUGUCUUUUUUUCCCACUGAUUAAGUGGAGAAACAUUUUUUUUUCUUAUAACACACUAGAUAUCAUUUCCCAAAACGUAUGCUUGCCAAAUGGAAUAUGGUUCAUUUUUGCAUUGUUCCAGUGAAAAAUGAUAGUCUAGGCAGCAUAGCAUUUUUACAUGCAUUAGCUCAACAGAACCAAACUGAAGAAGGUGAAAAUGCAGAACUUUUAUCUGGGACAUCAGUUGAGAAUGGCAGGGUGAACCCUUUGAAAUUAUGGAACUAUAGUGCUAUGGUUCCACUUUAGCUGCCAUGGUUCAGUCUUAUGGGCUCUUGGGGUUUGCAGUUUGGGGAAGAUUAUUUAAAAUUCACAUCUAGAGCACUCAAUUAUUCACUGAAAUGAGAGCAGCGGUUCCCAAUCUUUUUUGAGUCAUGACCCCCUUUUAUAAAGGCAAAGUGACCUUGACCCUGAUACAUUAAAAUAGAUGUUUUAAUAAUGUAAAUUAAAACAUAUCAAAAAUAGAUUUUUAGUAUAAUACAAUUAAAAAUGAACUUACAAUGUAUUUAAUGCGAUGGUUGAAAUUGUAACUCCUUAACAAGCUUAAAAAUUCAAAAUCAAACUGCACAUGAACCUGGACUUCAUAGCAAGCUAACCUGACAAACAAAAGACACAUUUUUUUGUUUUCCCUUUGUAAAAUGUUCAUAGCUCACCACUGUCUGACAACCACAAAGAAAACCCUUCACAACCCCAUUUGGGUUUGCAACCCAUGGAUUGGGAAUCACUGUCCUACAAGUACUUCAUUUGUACACCUAGUUUGGUCCAAAAAGCUUAUUUGAGUGUGUCCUUUCAGAACAAAAUGUGGAACGCAUACUGAAGUUAAGAUGAUUCUCUUCAUAUGACUGUGCAAACCAGACAAUGAAAAAAAGCUAAUAGGAAGUAAAACAACUUAUUUGUGAUGGGUUGUUGGAGAAGAGUUCUUCAAAUACCGUGAAUGUCAAAUAUGAUGGACUGCUAAAAAGACAAAUAAAUGACUCUCCCUUCAAACCAAGGUGACUUUUAAAGUCUAUAAUACUUUGGCCAUAUCAUGAGAAUAGAUAGCUCACUAGAAAAGAUUAUAAUGCUUGGGAAAUUAAGAACAAUAUUAAAAAGAGAAUGAGUGCAUUGAAGUUGGAUAGUGAAAAAAGCCACAGCCUUUGUAAGGCCUGAGAGGGGCUGUGGGUGACAGGAUGACCUGGAGGCUAGGUCUUCAUAAAUUUGUCGUAAGUUGAAGUGACUUGUAGGUAGGUAACAAACACUGAACACCACCUGUCAAUAUCCAAUUCUGCUGCUAUUAGCACCAUGUCUGAAUCCUAGCCCUCAGACAGAUAGGAUCUUCUGUUGCCAAAAGUGUAUAAAAACAAAAAACAUUUAUAGAUAUUAAACAUAUCAGAUUAGAUUAUUUAUUGCAUUUAAAACAUCAUGCACCUGCUUUCACUCUCCUCUCAAACUAACUCAAACCAGAUAUAUAUGAAACCCCUUAGACAAGCUGUCAUUCUAGCCCUGAUCUAACUCCUGUCUAGCUGAAUUCCAAACUAUCAUUCACCAACCAGAAGCAAAACUAGAAACAAUAUCUAGUUCAAUAAUUUCAAAUAUUUCGGAUAGUUUUAUGACCAAGAAUCCCCUUACAGUCACAAAUGCUAUAAUUUUUGCCAACAUUUUCAAUGCCACAUAGAGGCCAGAGCAGCGGAGUUAUAAAAGCACAAAUGUGAAUUUUAAAUGGCAUAGAUAGGUAUUGCAAAAAGUAUUUUUGUGUGUAUGGAAAUAACUUUGUUAUUUGAGGUAAGGGUUUAUUAUUUCACUCCCUAAACAAUCUGUCUACUCAAACUUGCAUGGCUGGAUGACUUCACAAUUUGCUUUUGCAUUCCCUUGGGACUAUAAAAAGGAAAUGGGGACCCUCAUCCAGUUAUACAGCAGUUGUGUAUGAAAAGGUGAUGCAUGUUAUUAGUAGUGCAAAAAGGUGUGUGGGCAUGUGUGUUGCAAUAUGUCUGCUCAUCACAUGCGAGCAUCUGCUGUGUUCCUGGAUGUCUCCUGCUAGAACUGAGUGUAUGAAUGUGAUCAUUUCUAAACUUGCCCCUUUCCCCCCCAAAAAAAAGAAACAUGGAAGCUUCUUAAUACAAUGAUGCACAGUGUAUAGACAGAGGAAGCACAGCUACACAACUGUGGCAUCUGCAAAAGAGCUGGGAGCUGCUUUUUGAUGUCACAAUUUCUAUUGGCCAAAGUGGACAGGAGAUUAAUGGAAUUGUAGUUUAGAAAAGUAGGCUUUGAUCUGAAAACAUUUUUGGAGCCCUGUUUGAAAACAUUAUACAGAAAUGUGAUACCCACAACUACAUCAGAACAAGUAUAGCAGACGGCUUACUCCAGCAAUGCAGGGAUAUGGUUUAGUUCAAAUGUUUUGAGUCGUGGUAUUUUUGUUAAUAGAACAGCCUUUCUAGCUUGAUCCAGUUGUACUGACUGAGUGUAAGCUAGCUUUAGCAUGAUACAGCACAAGAUUUGCAUCUAACCCCUACCCCAUAAGGUUGAGUUACUAGCAAGUCAUGUUUGUAACAGAAGUAAGAACAAAACAGAUUUCCCAAAUAUUAGCUAUUGUUGAAUUAUGUCAAUGUAAAGGGCUGCAAAAUGGUGUUUCUGAGAAAAUAAGACCCAUUACAUCCAACCAGUUGAGCAGGGUUGAGCAUUUCUCUUAGCACGUUACAUAGUGUGUAAAUAAUUGUACCAAUUCGCUGCUUUUCUCUUUGUAACUUAUCUAUAAGGAUCCAUCACUCUUUCUGGGUUUUUUUCCGGGAGGCACCAUAUGCCCCCCGUGGUGUACCUUUCUGGUCCUUACCUCUGUUGGUGAUCAGCCAAUGAGGAAAGGGCUCAGAGGGUUCAAUGUGUAUAUAAAGAAUUAUGUAUAUUUAGUAAAUUGAGUAAGUGGGACUUAUGGCCAGUAAUAUGUUUUGCAACAAUGGUACCAGGACCUCCAAACCCAACUAGCAAAACCAAACUGUUCACCUUGCCAUGCCCAUCCUGUAAUAAGACCUAAGUUGCACCUGCCUGUAGUUCUGCAUGAUUGGACUUCCAAAUAUAAUUCACAAUGACCAGGAGUGUAACCUCUCAGUGUUGAUAAAAGUAGUUUUUAUAUCUCUCUCUACAUAUAUAUAUAUAUAUACAUAUAUAUACAGAGAAAACCAAACACACACAAAAUAAGAGCCACUGUUCCGCAUCAAGACUGGAAGAGGAGAAAGUGUCCAACUUCAUUGCAAAGUCUUAGUUUUUGAACAUAAUAAAUCACAAACCAGUGAAUAGGGACUAACUGACAAAUGCGACAUUUGAUAAGGAAAUGAGCAUUGUUAUGUUUUGUUUACUUCAGCCAUUUUACUUUUUACCUUUCAUUGUUUCCUGUGGGUGGUAGGAGGGGAAUGGAGGGGUCUUGGCUUUGUUCAUCAACCUUUUGUGGAUCAAUGUUGAGUCGAUGCAUUCUAACUUCUGUUUGUUUUGAGUUAUUAAAAGCAGAAGGGAAUCUAUGUUCCCCUUUGUGCCAAAAAAAAGAAAAAAAUAUCUCUUUGGAGUUCUUGUCGAAAUACUUUGUGUUGUCUUGAUUCAUUUGGGAUAUGUUCCAUCCAGAAAAAUGUUUCUAAACAGCUAUGUUCAACAGAGAUAUAAAAAUAUCUUGAUAUUAAAACCUUAGACCAA
This is a messenger RNA of Anolis carolinensis (green anole), 15578 nucleotides long. RefSeq names its product mitogen-activated protein kinase 10 (gene mapk10). Gene Ontology annotation, molecular function: JUN kinase activity; ATP binding. Gene Ontology annotation, cellular component: cytoplasm; nucleus. The record is from RefSeq and is a predicted model, not a curated record. Bases 717 to 2111 code for a protein of 464 amino acids. The transcript is spliced from 14 exons. Gene Ontology annotation, biological process: JNK cascade; protein phosphorylation. NCBI's taxonomy places the organism in Eukaryota, Metazoa, Chordata, Lepidosauria, Squamata, Anolidae.